This is a messenger RNA of Dentiscutata erythropus, 381 nucleotides long. NCBI's taxonomy places the organism in Eukaryota, Fungi, Glomeromycota, Glomeromycetes, Diversisporales, Gigasporaceae. The record is from the annotation of a GenBank genome assembly.
AUGUUUAUCAUCGAUGAAUUAUGGAUAUUAUUUUCAAAGGCAGUAAACGAAGGGAGAAAUACCCAAGAUAUUAUAAAAAUUAUUAAACAUUACCUAAAAAAUAUAUCGAACGAACCUAGAAUGAUAAUAAAAUUAAUUUCAAAUAAUGAUAAUUUCAUUUCAGAUCAAAUUCUUCUCGCAUUCCUUCAUCUUAUCGAAUUUGAAAUUUCUGAGGAAGAUGGUGAAAAGGCAUUCAAAUUGUUUUCAGUUGCUGCCGAAAAUAACAAUAUUAUUGCGCAAUAUUUCUUAGGUGAAUGUUAUUAUUACGGAUAUGGAACUACUAGGAAUCAAGAAUUAGCUAUUAAUUGGUACUUGAAAGCUGGCGUUGCUAUUGGUGAUUAA